Hyphopichia burtonii NRRL Y-1933 is the source of this 1281-nucleotide messenger RNA. RefSeq lists its product as uncharacterized. The transcript has a single exon. NCBI's taxonomy places the organism in Eukaryota, Fungi, Ascomycota, Pichiomycetes, Serinales, Debaryomycetaceae. Gene Ontology annotation, cellular component: fungal-type vacuole membrane. The record is from RefSeq and is a predicted model, not a curated record. Gene Ontology annotation, molecular function: transmembrane transporter activity. The coding region runs from base 1 to 1281 and encodes 426 amino acids. Gene Ontology annotation, biological process: transmembrane transport.
AUGUAUAAGAAUGAAGAGAAUCAAGAACAGUUCCCAGACGGGGGUAAAGAAGCAUAUAUGGUUUUAUUUGGAUCAUUUUUUGGAUUAAUUGUUGAUUUUGGAAUUGCCAACAGUAUGGGAGCGUUGGAAUCAUAUGUAUCAACCCAUCAAUUACAAGAUAUUGAAUCAAGUCGAGUAUCCUGGGUAUUUUCAAUUCACUUGGGUGUAAUGUACUUAGGAGGAAUCAUAUUUGGAGAGUUUUUCGAUAAAUACGGAGCGAAGAUGCCUCUUAUAUUAGGGACUUUAUUAAUUUUCACUGGAUUGAUUUUAACUAGUGAAUGUAAAGAAUUGUAUCAAUUUAUAUUGCUGUUUAGUGUGAUUACAGCAAUUGGUACAUCGAUGUCAAUGCAUCCAUUGAUUGGAAGUUUAUCACAUUGGUUUUUGAAAAAAAGAGCAUUUGUCAUCAGUUUUGCAACUUGUGGAGGAUUAGUUGGAUCAAGUAUCUUCCCAGUGAUGUUACAAAGAUUGUACGAUCAAGUUGGAUUUAAAUGGGCGAUUAAAUUCUUAGCGUUCAUUGGAUUAAUCUGUAUGUGUAUUUCAGUUUUCUUUGUUAAAGGACGAGAAUUAAUGAAAAAGGAAGAUUCUGCAAAUGAAGAACUUGCUACAUCUUUUCAAAAUGAUAAUUUUUUUAGGAAAACUGUUGAGUUUUCAUUAUUGAAAAAUCUUAAAUUUGUCACUUUAACAUUCAGUGUUUUUUUAGCAGAAAUUAUAUCAAUGUCUACCUUAACUUAUUUAUCUUCAUAUGCCAUUAAUCAUAACAUUAAUGAACUGAAAAGUUAUUUAUUGAUCACCAUAGUCAAUGUCAGUGGGAUUCCGGGUCGGAUUGUUUCAGGGUACCUUGCUGAUUCUUACGGCCGCUUCAACAUAAUGAUUGUUACUUGUGUUUUCACUACCAUAUUCAUCUUUACUAUCUGGUUACCGGCUGGGUCUAACUUAGCUUUAUUAUAUGUCUUCCUGGUACUUUUCGGAGUCAGCUCCUCGGCAGUUCUUUCACUUAUUGGUGCUUCAGUAUCACAAAUUUGUUCCUCUACUAAUUUUGGUGCCUGGUAUGGUAAAUUAUACUUUUAUUUAUCGUUCUUGUCUAUAUUGGGGAUUUUCGUAUCUUCCUUAAUCAUUGGGCUGGGAACCAAAUCCGACUACCGAAACUUCAUUCUAUUCGAAGGCUGUCUAUCAGCAGGGAGUGUUUUUGCCUGGCUUAUUGCCAGACAUGUUAAUGUUGGUUUAAGCCUAUGCAAAUUUUAA